AUUUCGAACCCAAAGACAUAUUCACAAAAAUCCAAAAUGGACGAACUCUUUGUGGAAGUAUGCGGCGAAAACGGAGCCAAUUAUAAGGGAGUUGUCACAGACGUUUUCGACGAUGGAGUCAUGGUGGCAUUCGAAAAUGACUGGCAGGAAGAGUCCAAAUUUCUGUUCAGCCAGGUGCGACUGCCACCGACCGAAUCCGUCAGCAACUUCGGCGAACACAUGGAGGUCGAGGUGUACAGCAGGUCUAACGAGAACGAAGCCUGCGGCUGGUGGCGGGCGGUGAUCAAGAUGAUGAAAGGCGACUUCUUCGUGGUGGAAUACCUCGGCUGGGACAACAGCUACACCGAGAUCGUCUCCGUCGAUCGACUCCGGGCCAAGAACACCAACCCGCCGAUUACCGACAAAACCUUCUUCCGGUUUGAAAUCAAAGUACCCGAGGACAUCCGCGAGUAUGCACUGUUAAACAGCUCAAAGGUCGACGGGGUUCAUCGGGAGUUUCAGAAGGCAAUUGGCGCCGCAGAGUGUCGAUACCUACCGGAUCGGGAAGCCCUUCUAGUGAUAUCACGUAGCGAAACGACCCAGCGGCGAGCAAACAUGAUCCAGGAGAUGUGUUUCCGAAAUCUGAGCCAGAAAGUCAUGCUCCUGAAACGAACUGAGGAAGCUGCCAGACAACUAGAAUCGACCAAAUUACACAGCUCAGGAGGAUUCACGGACGAAUUCAAAGUUCGGGAGGAUCUCAUGGGCUUGGCGAUCGGAGCACACGGAGCCAACAUCCAGACGGCCCGGAAGCUGGACGGUGUGCUGAACAUCGAGCUCGAAGAAAACACCUGCACCUUCAAAAUCUCCGGAGAGACUGAGGAAUCGGUCAAGAAAGCCCGUUCGAUGCUCGAGUACAGCGAGGAUUCGCUGCAGGUCCCCCGGAACCUGGUCGGCAAGGUCAUCGGCAAGAACGGACGCAUCAUCCAGGAGAUCGUGGACAAGAGUGGCGUUGUGCGUGUGAAGAUCGAAGGUGACAAUGAACCGGAACCCAGCAUCCCCCGGGAGGAGGGCCAGGUCCCUUUCGUGUUUGUCGGCACGGUCGAGAGCAUAGCCAAUGCCAAGGUACUGCUCGAAUAUCAUUUAGUGCAUUUAAAGGAAUUGGAACAACUGCGACAGGAAAAGUUGGAAAUUGACCAGCAGCUGAGGGCUAUUCAGGGAUCCUCGAUGGGAUCGAUGCAAAGUUUCACCUCCAACCGGAAUCGCUCGGAUCGAGCGUAUAGCAGCGACAUCGACGGUGGUAAUCGAUCUGGUCGGGGAGGUAUGCGCGGCCGAGGAGGACGUGGUGGCCGAGGAAGCAGUUCCCGAUAUUCCAGUCGAAGAGCAGACACCGGUGACGAUGAAUACACACCACGAGGAGGAGGUGGUGGUGGUGGAGGAGGUGGCGGCGAUCGAAGUGAUCGAGGCGGGGAUCGAGGUGAUCGAGAUCAGCGGAACAACUACUCGUCGGAGGGUCGAGGAGGCAAUCGGCGGGGCUACAGCGAGAAACGAGGUACCAGCAGCAGCGGAGCUGGAGGCGGCGGCGGUAAACAGCGAUCCGAUAGGAUUAACAAAAAUCUACAGCCACAACCGGGAACGUCUGCUGGAUCCGGCGCCGGUGGUAGCCAGCAGCAGCCACCAUCUCUGAAUAUUUUCGAAGAUUCAUGGGCCGUGCAGGAGGACACUCCACGGGAGAACAAUCGCCAGAUGAACAGUGUUGAUCGGGAUAGCCACUCGUCGAAUGAAGGAAUUCACAAUAGAAGCCGCCGAAGAUCCAAGAACCCAGGUCACUCAAACAAAUCAAACGGAAACGUCCAAUCGAUGAGCAAAUCGGGUAGCAACAACAGCACACACAACCAGCAGCAGCAAUCGAGUGGCUCGGGUGCAGCGGCAUGACAGCAACACUCAAAUCCACAGCAACAGCAAGCAGCAUCAGCAGAACCACCAGCAGCAGCACCACAGUGGCGGCGCUAACUCUAAUGCGGUGAACAACAAUAGCAACAACAAC
This is a messenger RNA of Uranotaenia lowii, 2023 nucleotides long. RefSeq names its product fragile X messenger ribonucleoprotein 1 homolog. Gene Ontology annotation, molecular function: translation regulator activity; mRNA 3'-UTR binding; protein homodimerization activity. The coding region runs from base 37 to 1911 and encodes 624 amino acids. Gene Ontology annotation, cellular component: postsynaptic density; nucleus; neuronal ribonucleoprotein granule. Lineage: Eukaryota; Metazoa; Arthropoda; Insecta; Diptera; Culicidae. The transcript has a single exon. Gene Ontology annotation, biological process: regulation of modification of synaptic structure; central nervous system development; regulation of dendritic spine development. The record is from RefSeq and is a predicted model, not a curated record.